This is a messenger RNA of Pollicipes pollicipes, 512 nucleotides long. RefSeq names its product RNA-binding protein 24-B. Gene Ontology annotation, cellular component: cytosol; nucleus. NCBI's taxonomy places the organism in Eukaryota, Metazoa, Arthropoda, Thecostraca, Pollicipedomorpha, Pollicipedidae. The record is from RefSeq and is a predicted model, not a curated record. Gene Ontology annotation, molecular function: mRNA 3'-UTR binding.
GCCCCGCCGCCCGCGCCCGCGUACCGCCGCCCUCCCGGCAGACAGAGCCGCCGCCGCCACCGCCGUGACCGCAGUGCCUCGCUCGGGUCGAACAUGAUGCUGAUGCCCGGCGCCAGCCCGUAUUCCCUGCCGUCUGCGCUGGCGGCGACCGGCAGCCCUGCGCUGACGGACUCGCCGGGCGUCUCGCAGAAGGACACCACCUUCACCAAGAUCUUCGUCGGCGGCUUGCCCUACCACACGACCGACAAGUCGCUGCGCGAGCACUUCGAGGUGUACGGCGAGAUCGAGGAGGCCGUCGUCAUCACGGACCGGCAGUCCGGCAAGAGCCGCGGCUACGGCUUUGUAACGAUGGCGGACAAGGCAGCGGCGGAACGCGCGUGCAAGGACCCUAAUCCCAUCAUCGACGGGCGCAAGGCCAAUGUGAAUCUGGCUUACCUGGGCGCGAAGCCGCGCGGCAACCUACAGGCUGGGCUCGCCCUCGCUUCUGCCGCCGGCGUCCGCUAUCCAGCAAU